AUGUCACAUAACUCAUCCCCUGAAAGUAAUACCACAUCUGACGAUAAGAAACAACAGUUACGGAGGAGACAUGGUUCACACGAUACACCAUCAGAAAAUGACUCGAGAAGGAGUUCUCGGUCUAGCACCAAAUCCAAUACCAAGCCAAAAACACAUAGGAAGAAGUCAUUUGUCAAUUUUGCACCGUUGAAUACUCCGUUACAUAAUAGGUUAGAAACUAUGGGGGUAAUCUGGCAUUGCCUUUCCAUUCCUUUUUUCGUAAGUCUAUUCUUAUUGGCAAUUUCAUUAGGCUGGAUCAUCUGGAUAUUUGUGAUCCUUCCUUACUUUAUUUGGUGGUAUUUCUUUGAUUUACAUACACCUACAAAUGGUAAAAUUGUCUACCGGGUUAAAGAUUGGAUGAAGAAUAUCAUAAUCUGGGAAUGGUUUGUGAACUAUUUUCCUAUUAGCGUCCAUAAGGCAUGUGAAUUCGAACCGACUUUUACGCAGAUGCUUGUUGAUGAUAAUGAAGGAAAUGACGACGAAGAGGAUCUAAUUUCAGAGGAUUCAAGAACACUUCUUGAUAAAUUGUUCAAAACAUUGGGAUUGAGAAAACGUUUGAAUGAUUCAGAUUCGCAUAAUGUUCUGAAUACAACUUCAAGUGAUAGAAAAUUUGAUAAGGCUUUGAAAUAUAAGAAAGAAAGUACUGGGCCUAGGUAUAUUUUCGGCUACCACCCGCACGGUGUAAUUUCUAUGGGAGUCAUGGGAGCUUUUGCAACUAACGUGAUUCGGAAUGAACCAUAUCAGCCUCCGUUUAGUUUCUUAAAGUCAUUUUUCCAUGAUCCAUCUAAGUACACUAGAUUAUUACCGGGUAUUGGUAAUAUCUUCCUUUUGACCUUAACUACCCAAUUUACCUUACCCUUUUACCGUGACUAUUUAAUGAGCUUGGGAUUGACAAGUGCAUCUUACAAAAACAUUAAAAGUCUUAUUAAUAAUGGAGAUAAUUCUGUUUGCCUUGUCGUUGGUGGUGCCCAGGAAUCAUUGCUUAAUACCAUGGUUUCACCAAGGUCUAGAAUCGGCAAUGGAUAUAAGAAAGAUGAAACUGAUGAAAGUGGAGAUGAAUCAGAGCCUAUGGUAAAGGAGUAUAAUCCGAAGGAAGUACAACAUUAUAGCAUGAAAGAACAAAUGGAUAAAAUUUCAGAUGAGAAAAAACAGGAAUCCAGCGAAAGUGACAGCAAUCUGGACACAGAAAAAGGCCAAAAGAAACUCGAAAAUGAAAAGCUUAUUAAAACUGAGACUGAAGACGCUGAUCAACCCGAAGAAAAUAAAAAUAAAAGCUUUAAUGAUCAUAAUGGAACAGAAACUGAAAACUCGGGACAAGGCAAGGAAAAAGAAAGCCAGCGUGAUGACCCCUCAAGUCCAAGACAAAUUCAGUUGGUAUUGAAUAAGCGGAAAGGUUUUGUUAAAUUAGCUAUUGAAUUAGGCAAUGUUUGUUUGGUGCCAACAUUUGGAUUUGGUGAGGCAGAUAUUUUUAGAAUAGCUAAUCCAAAACCGGGAUCUCUUGGAUCAAGAUUCCAAGAAUGGAUGAAAUCUACAUUUCAGUUUACAGUACCAUUUUUCAGUGCCAGAGGUGUUUUUAUCUAUGAUUUUGGGUUUUUACCAUUUAGAAAUCCGAUUGAUAUAUGCAUGGGCGAGCCAAUUUAUGUCCUGAGUGGACUAAUUGCGGACUACAAAUUAAAACACCCAGGCUUUGAUUCUGAUGAAGAAGUAGAACAAAAGAACAAGCAAAAAAAGGAAUAUGAAAAAGAAGAUGAAACCGAUUCUAAAAAGAAGGACAAGAAGGAUUCUAAAAAGAAAGGUAAAAAAGAUUUUGAAGACAAAAAGGAUUCUAAAAAAAGAGAAAAAAAAAUAAAGAUUCCUUCCGAAAUACUCAACCAUUACCAUAAAUUAUACGUCGAUGGAUUGAAGAAAGUCUAUGAAGAAAAUAAGGGUAAGUUUGGUUAUGAAGAUGUUGAAUUAAUUAUUAUUGAAUAG
Molecule: messenger RNA, 2010 nt
Organism: Debaryomyces hansenii CBS767
Lineage: Eukaryota; Fungi; Ascomycota; Pichiomycetes; Serinales; Debaryomycetaceae
Product: diacylglycerol O-acyltransferase
Exons: 1
Coding region: 1-2010 (669 amino acids)
Biological process (GO): triglyceride biosynthetic process
Cellular component (GO): endoplasmic reticulum membrane
Molecular function (GO): diacylglycerol O-acyltransferase activity
Source: RefSeq, a predicted model, not a curated record